Messenger RNA from Betta splendens (Siamese fighting fish), 2228 nucleotides. RefSeq names its product adenosine deaminase 2a (gene ada2a). The record is from RefSeq and is a predicted model, not a curated record. NCBI's taxonomy places the organism in Eukaryota, Metazoa, Chordata, Actinopteri, Anabantiformes, Osphronemidae. Gene Ontology annotation, biological process: inosine biosynthetic process; adenosine catabolic process. The transcript has 10 exons. Bases 184 to 1725 code for a protein of 513 amino acids. Gene Ontology annotation, molecular function: adenosine deaminase activity.
AGAAGAAGAUCUGGAAAACCCACUGGGUUGUUGUCUGGAUUCAACUGUCGCUAUCUACUGCGGCUUCAUCAGUGUUUGUUUCGUAACAAAAAAAAAACAGUUUGGAACGAACACAGUUCCCACUGGCGCCGUCGACUACUUCCCUUACUAGGGUGCUUUUUACAAACUCGCUGACUGAAACUCAUGAUCUCUACAAUACGAAACGCUCUGCAGGUCAUGGCAAUACAGCGGCCCCACGUGGCGGUGGUCUGUUUACUGCUGUGCUGCUUGAGCGGCGGUCACUCCAUCCCAGACCCCAGGCAGAGGGAAGCUCUCAUCCGCCUCGAGACCUCCAUGCAGACAGGCGGCCACGAGGUGCUGACUGAUGCCGAACAGCGGCUGGAUGCUGUUUUAUACAAACUGAAGCAGGUGGAGGUUAUGAGAGCCGACUUUCCUCCAGCCAUGCACUUCUUCAAGGCCAGGCAUCUCAUCAGGUCUAGUCCAGUCUUCAGUCUGCUGCAGAAGAUGCCUAAAGGAGCAGCUCUUCAUGUCCACGACUUCUCCAUGGUAGAUGUAGAGUGGCUGCUGACGAAUGCCACCUAUCGCCCAUACUGUUACAUUUGCUUCACUGACGACCAGUCCAUCAGAUUCAUCUUCUCGUCUCGUUCGCCCAAACCUGUGCCACACUGCUCUCCCUGGUACCUGCUGGAAAGUCUCAGGGCCAAGAUGAACACCACAGAGCUGGACAACAGCAUAAUGGGCAACCUCACGCUCUUCACUCAGCAGGAUCCAGAAACUGUGUAUCCCAGCCAGGAUACAGUUUGGUUCAAGUUUGAACACACCUUUCGUGCAGUUUGGGGUCUGGUCACAUAUGCUCCUGUGUUCAGAGACUAUUACUACCAAGGCCUCACCGAGUUAUACAUGGACAAUGUCAUGUAUCUAGAGCUGCGAUGUUUACUCCCUGAGAUAUAUGAGUUGGACGGCAGCACUCAUGACAGAGCCUGGACGCUGAAGACCUACAAAGAUGUUACUAGACAUUUCAAAGCAGCCCACCCAGACUUUUUUGGAGCAAGAAUAAUUUUCACUGUCCAAAGGCAAGUCAAUGUAUCUUUUAUGACGAAAACUGUGGAGGAGGCUAUGAAGUUACAGAAAAACUUCCCAGAUAUCAUGGCUGGGUUUGACUUGGUGGGCCGUGAAGACAAAGGCCGACCUCUGUGGUACUAUCGAGAUGCCUUGUCGCUGCCAAUGGAGAGGGGGGUUACACUUGCUUUCUUCUUUCAUGCUGGAGAGACAAACCUUGAGGGUACAGAAGUGGACCAGAACGUGUUAGAUGCUCUCCUCUUCAACACUUCACGCAUUGGCCAUGGAUUUGCUUUGCUUCGUCACCCAGUGGCCAAAGGUCUGUCCAAGAAGGAAGACGUAGCUGUGGAAGUUUGCCCAAUAUCAAACCAGGUGUUAAAGUUGGUAGAUGACCUCCGAAACCACCCGGCAGCUGUUUUAAUGUCAGAGAACCACCCAAUGGUCAUCAGUUCUGAUGACCCGGGGGUUUUCGGUGCCUCUGGCCUGUCCUAUGAUUUCUAUGAAGCUUUUGUGGGGUUUGGUGGCCUCCGAUCCAACAUAGGCUCCCUCAAAGCAUUGGCCAAGAACUCUAUUAGAUAUAGUUCUUUGACAGCACAACAACAAGAGGAGGCCUUGGCUUCAUGGCAGAGACGGUGGGAUAAGUUUGUGUCUGAAAAUGUCUUUUAGAAAAAAACCUUUUGUUUGUUUUUCUGAAGUUUGAGUGAAUUAUGAAUGGAAAUGGAAAAUGCAACAGUGCUCUAUAGGGAAACAUGUUAUCUCUAUUUAAUACAGUAAUUACUUGAACUGUGCUGCAAACACAUCAGUCAAAGGCAUUAGGUUAUGUCUAUUUAACAUGGAACAUUUCAGUGUAUUUGCUGAUCCAGGUUUAUUUACUGUAGGUUUUCAAUGAGACAGCUGCUUCCCUUUAAUCUGUUGUUUUGGGUUUUUGAUUUGCUUCUUAAAUGGGGAUGGAAGAAAAGGCUUAUUUUUAUUUUUUUGUGUUUUUUGUUUUUGCUUGUUUGUUUUUAUAUAUUUUUUUUAUUGGGAUAUUUUCACAUUAGGUUGUUUUACUCAUGCUGGCUUAUUUGUCACUGGAGCAGUAGCCUACGAACAUUUCUUAAAAACAUUUCAGAAUCAUCUCAGCAACCUAAAUACUGUGAACUGCCUAAAUUAAACUUUUAAAAACAACA